This is a messenger RNA of Rubroshorea leprosula, 1706 nucleotides long. The record is from the annotation of a GenBank genome assembly. Lineage: Eukaryota; Viridiplantae; Streptophyta; Magnoliopsida; Malvales; Dipterocarpaceae.
CAAAAUCUCAAUUUUUUCUUCGAAAUAAUCUUUCCAUUUUCGGGAGAGAAACAAAGAGUGAUGAUAGAUAGAUCGAAAUCGAAUUCGAAGCCAAAAGCUCAAUCCGAUCUGCACAAAGUUGCGUUCCACAGAUCGGAGUAGACCGAUCGAUCGGUCGGUUAUUGCUGUUUGAGCGGCUGUGGGAUCGGUGGUGACGGUGGGAUAAGGUGAUCGGACGGUGGAGAAAAGAGGAUGCCGUCGCAGGGGGAUCUGGACCGUCAGAUCGAGCAUCUGAUGGAUUGUAAGCCGCUGCCGGAGGCUGAGGUGAAGACUUUGUGCGAUCAGGCUCGAGCGAUACUGGUGGAAGAGUGGAACGUGCAGCCGGUGAAGUGUCCGGUGACGGUGUGUGGAGAUAUCCACGGACAGUUCUAUGAUUUGGUCGAGCUGUUUAAGAUAGGAGGCAAUGCGCCUGAUACCAAUUACCUCUUCAUGGGCGAUUAUGUAGAUCGUGGGUACUACUCGGUGGAGACUGUUACACUCUUAGUGGCACUGAAAGUUCGUUAUAGAGAUAGAGUUACUAUUCUAAGAGGAAAUCAUGAAAGCCGGCAGAUAACUCAAGUGUAUGGUUUUUAUGAUGAAUGCUUGAGAAAAUAUGGAAAUGCAAAUGUCUGGAAGUAUUUCACCGACCUUUUUGAUUACUUACCCCUUACAGCCCUUAUUGAGAGUCAGGUAUUCUGUUUGCAUGGAGGACUUUCACCAUCUUUGGACACAUUAGAUAAUAUUCGAGCCUUGGACCGCAUACAGGAGGUUCCACAUGAAGGACCAAUGUGUGAUCUCUUGUGGUCUGAUCCUGAUGAUCGUUGCGGAUGGGGAAUAUCCCCUCGUGGUGCUGGAUAUACAUUUGGACAGGAUAUUGCUUCUCAAUUCAACCACACCAAUGGGCUCACUCUGAUUUCAAGAGCCCACCAGCUUGUCAUGGAAGGAUAUAAUUGGUGUCAGGAGAAGAAUGUUGUGACUGUUUUCAGUGCUCCAAAUUAUUGUUACCGUUGUGGUAACAUGGCUGCCAUUUUAGAGAUCGGAGAGAAUAUGGAACAGAAUUUUCUUCAGUUUGAUCCAGCACCCCGGCAAGUUGAGCCUGACACCACUCGCAAAACUCCUGAUUAUUUUUUAUGAUCGCCGUUCUUUUCUUUUUUCGGUUAGUUGUUUGUUAGUCUCUGUUUGAUGCUAUAUCUCCGUGGAUGUGUCUUGAAAAGGAGAAAGCUUUUUGUUGUUUAAGUUGAGGUUCAUCGACAACAUGAAUUCUUCAUUUGGAGUUUGUCCUGCUGCUGCUUUGUCAAUUGCUCAAGGAACUCGUAGCAGUACUGACAAAGGCCUCAAUCGCCUCUUGUCUUGUAUAUUUUUCAAAAGAAGCGGCAAUAACGUGUUAUAUCUUCUGUAAUUCUACAAUUUCAAGAUGGUAGAUUUUUGGAAUAGGUUAUUGUUGGACAUUUUUGUCCGACUCCCCUGGUUGGAAGCUAAUUUGAGUUGAAAUUGGCAUAAAGCAAGUAGUGCUUGAAAGUUGAAACAACUCCAGAUUUCCAAGAAAGCGAAUGAGGUGUCUACAGAAAAUUCUUUCUAUUUAUCUUGUCCAAAAUUUUAAUCGUGUACUGCAAGUUUCUCAGGAGUUGGCCAUACUUGGAAAUGGCUAGUCCUUCCAGGAAUCACUACAAUAAGAACUAUAAACCAUC